Messenger RNA from Chlorella variabilis, 1533 nucleotides. RefSeq lists its product as hypothetical. The record is from RefSeq and is a predicted model, not a curated record. Gene Ontology annotation, biological process: isoprenoid biosynthetic process. The transcript is spliced from 6 exons. Lineage: Eukaryota; Viridiplantae; Chlorophyta; Trebouxiophyceae; Chlorellales; Chlorellaceae. Gene Ontology annotation, molecular function: 1-deoxy-D-xylulose-5-phosphate reductoisomerase activity; NADPH binding; protein binding. Bases 57 to 1424 code for a protein of 455 amino acids.
CACCGACACACUUAUCGUGAGGCCGCCCCCUCGCCUCAGUCUCCCUCACCAGCACCAUGCCGUCCAGCAGCGCAAUAUGCGGGCCGCAGCAGGCUCAACUGCUGCAGGGCAGGCAGCGCAGCGGCAAGGCGGCUCGGCGGCCGGUGGUGGUGCAUGCCAGCGCGCCGCCGCCACCCGCGUGGCCGGGCCGGGUGCCGGUUCCCGAGACGCUGCCCCAGCGCGACGGGCCCAAGAAGUUCUCGCUGCUGGGCUCCACCGGCAGCAUCGGCACCCAGACGCUGGACAUCGUGGCGGAGCACCCCGACAAGUUUGCGGUGACCGCGCUGGCGGCGGGGGGCAACCUGGAGCUGCUGGCGCAGCAGAUCCGCCAGUUCCAGCCCGCGCUGGUGUCGGUGCGCGACGGCGGCAAGGUGGCGGCGCUGCGGGAGCUGAUCAAGGGCGCGCCGCGGCAGCCCGAGAUCCUGGUGGGCGAGGAGGGCAUCUGCGCGGUGGCGGCGCACGGCGAGGCCGACUCGUGCGUGACGGGCAUCGUGGGGUGCGCGGGCCUCAAGCCCACCGUGGCCGCCAUCGAGGCGGGCAAGGACAUCUGCCUGGCCAACAAGGAGACGCUGAUUGCGGGGGGGCCCUUUGUGCUGCCGCUGGCCAAGAAGCACGGCGUGCACAUCCUGCCCGCCGACUCGGAGCACUCGGCCAUCUUCCAGUGCCUGCAGGGCCUGCCCGAGGGCGGCAUGCGGCGCAUCAUCCUCACCGCCAGCGGCGGCGCCUUCCGCGACCUGCCCGUCGACAAGCUGCCGGGCGUGACCAAGGCGGAUGCGCUGAAGCACCCCAACUGGUCCAUGGGGCCCAAGAUCACGGUGGACUCGGCCACGCUGAUGAACAAGGGUCUGGAGGUGAUUGAGGCGCACUACCUGUUUGGCGCGGCGUACGACGCCAUCGACAUCGUCAUCCACCCCCAGUCCAUCAUCCACUCCAUGGUGGAGACCGCCGACUCGAGCGUGCUGGCGCAGCUGGGCUGGCCCGACAUGCGGCUGCCCAUCCUGUACACCAUGUCGUGGCCCGCGCGGGUGCCCUGCAGCGAGCAGACCUGGCCGCGCCUGGACUUCAUCAAGAUGGGGGACCUCACCUUCAGGGCCCCCGACCACGCCAAGUAUCCCUCCAUGAAGCUGGCGUACGCCUCGGGGCGCGCCGGCGGCACCAUGACGGGCGUGAUGAGCGCGGCCAACGAGCAGGCCGUGGAGCUGUUCCUGGCUGACCGCAUCGGCUACCUGGACAUCAUGCGGGUGGUGGAGGCGUGCUGCGAGGCGCACGCUGCCGACCUGGUGGCGGUGCCCAGCCUGGAGGAGAUCGUGCACUACGAUGCCUGGGCGCGCCGCCACGUGGCGGAGAGCGUGAACAAGAGCCAGGGGCUGGCGGUGGCAGCCUGAGGCGGCAAGCGGGGCGUCCUCGCCCAGUCUUUCAUUCUCUUUGCUGCUGCAUCGCAUUGCUGCUUAUGCUCACAUUUGUUUCUCGCACGGUACUGUAACCCCCUCAUUC